AUGCCCCAACUGGCUGUUGAUUGGAAGUCUCAUCACUCGCCCACUGCCUCCCGGAACCAAGGCCUGACCAACCUCAAUGACCAAUUCGACCAAGUUGAGUGUCUCACACCUCCCCGUCCCUCUCCCAGCCAAGGUCUGACGUUGUGUGUGUGUGUGGAGAUCGAGAAGGAGUACGAGUGGUCGGACAUGGAGUCCGAGGAGGGCUCGGAGGCCUCCAACGUCACCGCCACGCCCGGCCAGCAGGUGCAGGCCGACUUUGAGGAGAUCAUGGACGACUUCCUUGGCCGCCUCAAGGUCCUCGGCGGCAAGAUGAAGCCCGUCAUGGCCGGCAACUCCCCCCUUGAUAAGCUCGACACCCUCCGCUCCGAGCUCCUCGGCCCCGCCGCACAGCCCGACUGCCACCUCGAACACCGCGCCGUCAAGGAGCAGAUCCUUGCCAAACUCAAGGCCGACCAACGUGCCCACGACUCCCGGCUUGCAUUGCCCUCCCAGGCUGCCAUCAGGAUCAGGGACGCAAUCGGCGCCGCGGAGCGCAAGCCCCGGGACGAAGCCGUCGGGGCGCGCGUGGAGCCUGUGUGCGUGCAAGGAUUAGUGGCGCCACAACAAGAGCAGAUCACUAGCCGAAGCCUCGCCCCGCCGACCGCCGAUGAGGAAGCUCACGUGCCGGCGGAGAUUUUCUGA
Puccinia triticina is the source of this 681-nucleotide messenger RNA. RefSeq lists its product as uncharacterized. The record is from RefSeq and is a predicted model, not a curated record. NCBI's taxonomy places the organism in Eukaryota, Fungi, Basidiomycota, Pucciniomycetes, Pucciniales, Pucciniaceae. Bases 1 to 681 code for a protein of 226 amino acids. The transcript is spliced from 3 exons.